This is a messenger RNA of Cicer arietinum (chickpea), 1602 nucleotides long. RefSeq names its product probable purine permease 11. Gene Ontology annotation, cellular component: membrane. Gene Ontology annotation, molecular function: purine nucleoside transmembrane transporter activity. Lineage: Eukaryota; Viridiplantae; Streptophyta; Magnoliopsida; Fabales; Fabaceae. The record is from RefSeq and is a predicted model, not a curated record.
AUAACAGAACUCACACGUGUUCCCAUUGGUUAGCUGCUAUUAGUGAUAUCAUCAAUCAUAUUAUCGCUUUGGAUUCAUUCAUCUAAUCUUCCAACGCCGUCACAAUUGCUGGGACAAACCUUUGAAUCAUAUUCUAUCUAUUUAAACCCCUUUUUUCCGUCACCGGUAGUGUCAACAUCGCAUGUUUCUCAAAAUAUCGUCUCUUCACUACUACUCUUCGUCAAUACCUCUAUUUGUUUGAGUUUCAACGUCAACACCUUCCUCCUUUCUCUACAACAUGACCGAUAAUGAAGAACCGAUGAUCAUAGCUGGAAAGAUAGCCGAACUACCGUUUAAUAAAUACAAGCGAUGGCAAUGGUGGUUUUUGGUGGGACUCAGCAUAUUGUUUCUGAUAGUAGGACAAUCAGCUGCAGUUAUCCUUGGAAGAUUUUAUUAUGAUCAGGGUGGAAAUAGUACAUGGAUGGCUACUUUAGUCCAAACCAUUGCAUUCCCAAUCUUGUUUAUUCCACUCUUCACAAUUCCUUCUCCUUCAGAGCCUUCAACUUCUUCUGUUCCACCUUCCAAUAUCAAACUCAUUGUUUUGAUAUAUUUUGUUCUUGGAAUCUUAAUUGCUGUUGACAAUAUGAUGUAUUCUAAAGGAUUGUUAUACCUCUCUGCUUCAACCUAUGCGCUGAUUUGCGCGUCGCAGUUAGCUUUCAAUGCAAUUUUCUCAUAUUUUAUCAAUUCUCAGAAGUUCACCGCUUUGAUCAUUAACUCAACCGUGGUUCUCACUUUAUCCUCUUCGCUUCUUGCUAUUAACGAAGACUCAGGCGAACCAUCUGGUAUCCCGAAGGGAAAAUACGUUUUUGGUUUCCUUUGUACGCUUGGAGCGUCUGCUACUUACUCUCUUUUGCUUUCUCUAAUGCAAGUGACUUUUGAGAAGGUUCUGAAAAAGGAAACGUUUUCUGUCGUUUUGGAAAUGCAAAUCUAUACUUCACUUGUUGCCACUUGCGCUUCCACGAUAGGAUUAUUCGCGAGCGGGGAAUGGGAUACUUUGCACGGAGAAAUGAAAGGCUUUCAGAAGGGAGAAGUUGCUUAUGUAAUGACUUUGGUUUGGACAGCAAUAGCGUGGCAGGUUUGUUCUGUUGGUGUGGUUGGAUUGAUUUUCCUAGUGUCUUCUCUCUACUCAAAUGUUAUUAGCACCGUCUCUUUGGCUAUUACUCCUAUUGCUGCUGUUAUAGUUUUUCAUGAUAAGAUGAAUGGGGUGAAGAUAAUUUCUAUGCUUUUGGCUUUAUGGGGUUUUGCUUCAUAUAUCUAUCAGAAUUAUCUUGAUGAUUUGAAGGCGAGACGUGUGCUAGCCGCUGCUUCUAAGCCUAGCAAUGAAUCUUCAUGCUGAGAAUAUUCAAUUUUGACCAAGUACCCUUUUCUUUUGUGGAUUUAAAUCCUUAAUUAGGUCCAUCAAAUUUCUAGCUUUAGAUUUUAUCUUUUUCAGUCCUACAGAAGUAGUGAGCUGGUAUUAUAGUACAGAAUAUGAGGUUCUUGGCCAUUUUGGGUACUGAAUUGUAAUAUUACUAUUUUUUACUUUUAAUAAAUGAAAAGGUUAAUUGGUGUUUUGUUUCCAAA